AUGGCAUGGAUUACUGGCUUGGACCCAGCAGGACCUCUAUUUGAAGGACCUGUAUCAUUGGUAGGAUUACAACCUGGAGAUGCUAGGUUUGUGGACGUCAUUCAUACAAAUCCUAUCUUUCUCGGAGAUCCAGACAGGCUUGGAGACGUUGAUAUACGCUUUAAUUGUGACAUGUUACAUCAGCCUGGAUGCCCAAGAAAUUAUAUAGAAAGUUGCAGUCACUUUCGUGCCCCGCUUUAUUUCGCUGAAUCUAUCAACUCUCCUAGAGGGUUUGCGACUGUCCAGGCAAGAACCUGUCUUGAUUGGAGGUCCAGGCGAAAUAAUCGAAAUGGAAGGAUUCUAUACUGGGGAGAAAAUAUUGAUACACAGGCAAAAGGAACCUACUAUAUAAGGACUAAUCGAUCACCGCCGUUUGAAAGAGGACUUAAUGGAAUACGACCAUAAACUAAUUAAUAUUUAAUUGUAUCA
Messenger RNA from Pieris napi, 468 nucleotides. Its product is annotated as vitellogenin-3-like. Lineage: Eukaryota; Metazoa; Arthropoda; Insecta; Lepidoptera; Pieridae. Bases 1 to 444 code for a protein of 147 amino acids. Gene Ontology annotation, molecular function: lipase activity. The record is from RefSeq and is a predicted model, not a curated record. The transcript has 4 exons.